This is a messenger RNA of Lolium perenne, 915 nucleotides long. NCBI's taxonomy places the organism in Eukaryota, Viridiplantae, Streptophyta, Magnoliopsida, Poales, Poaceae. The record is from RefSeq and is a predicted model, not a curated record.
CGUCGCUUUCCUCCACCACGGUGUCGUGCCCACCUCCACCUGCUCCCUCCCUUUCCCCUCCUUAAAGCAUCUACCUGGAAACCCUAGUCCGCCUCUCCCUCCCUCGCGCCGCCAUCUUCUUCUUUCUCCCUGUUUCGUUUUCUUCAACCACCAGAGAAACACCCACAGUAACGCACCAUGUCGCCAUGGCGCCGACGCGGUAGGCCGCCCCUCGCCAAGCUGAAGCCACCAGAAGAUGCGCCGCGUCAUCCUCUCCAUCCUCAUGCAAGGAAUCGAGCCAAGACCCCGUUAAUCGAGCUCAAGAUCGCCGAUACCCAAGUCCGGCAGCCGGUGCACCCCCGACGCCAGCUCCCUCGCCCCGGUUUGCUCCCAGACGCCGAAGCCAUCUUCAACCAGAGCUCCUUCACGAUGACCGCCAUGGCUGCACAGUUUCAUCUCCGCCACGGGUUGGUUCAAGUUGCCCCGCGCCCUAAUCUUGACACGAUCCGAACUAGUGGCACAGUGAUCCGGCGCUACUGGGCCUUGGCCCAUUUCUCUCCAGGUGUAGACGUCCCCGCGUGCAGCAUCCUGCUAUCCGUCGCCGUUUCGGCCAGCAUUUGCUUCUUCCCGGAUAGGAUCGCGAAGUGGUGUGGUGAGAUACGACAAGUCCUCCGGAUAUCCCUCGGAAAGCUUUAACAGGUAUGAAGAUAUGUUCGAUGAAGACGACGCUAGCAAGGUUACCCUUCCGGCUUGGCCUGGGCAGGGUUAUGGACGCCACUGAUUAUCUACAGGACUCUUAGUCCAAAUUUGUAUCUUGUCCGUACUCGGAUGUAUUUGAUCUUCUGUAUGAUUUGGAUCUUUGUAUGUAUCUAUUUGUAUCUUGACUCGUGGGAGUCGUUGUUGUAAUAUAUAUGUUUCUUGUGGGCUCUAUUGUAA